This is a messenger RNA of Knipowitschia caucasica, 2388 nucleotides long. The record is from the annotation of a GenBank genome assembly. NCBI's taxonomy places the organism in Eukaryota, Metazoa, Chordata, Actinopteri, Gobiiformes, Gobiidae.
AUGUGGAGGUUGUACCAAGUCUCGGCACCGGAGACAGCGGCUCCAGCGGCGUUCACCGAGCUCCCCGUGCUCUCCCGCCUUUUCUCCCGCUCUGGAAUGUCGAGCAGCGGCAUGAGCUCGUCCUCUCGGAAGGAGUUCGACGUGAAGCAGAUCCUCCGGAUCCGAUGGAGGUGGUUCGGCCACAGCGCCCUGUCUCCCACCCACUCCCCGCCUCUUGAUCACUUCAGCGGGCGCAGAAGGAGCGGUGGCCCCGCAGACAGAGCGUCUAUGAGCGGCUGUGGCAGCUCUGGCAGUGGCAGCAGCUCCAGUCCGAGCUCCAGUGCUCUGGUCAGCAGCGGCAGCGCCUCUGCUCUGUGCCACGGGAGCAGUCUCACAAAGUUUGGACACGCUUCGGGGAGUCGCGCCUGUCCCCGCUCCCUGAGCCAGCCCGAGUGUAGGAGCUCCACCGCGGCUCUGUCCUGGGACUCUCCGCCACACCGACGCCCUCGUCCGCUCUCGUGCAUGGAGGCAUCCAUAUAUGUCCCCCCGGAGUCCCCCGCCCAGCCCGGACUGGACGAGGCAGAGGAACCGGGCACAGUUGCACCCACCGAAGACAACAACAACAAUCCCGCAGAAACGGACUCCAGCUCCUGCAGGACAUCCAACAGCAGUGUCACACUGUCCUCCUGUGUGUCCAUGGAGCCAUGUGCAUGUCCAGAGGAGUCCAUGUUCACUGCGCUGUCCCAUGCAGACAUCACCUUCCGCAAGAUGGAGGGGUACUUGCGCUCGCGGGAGCUCUGCGAUGUCACCCUGGUGGCAGGGGAGAGGCGGAUACCUGCACACAGACUCGUGCUUUCGUCCGUCUCUGACUACUUUGCUGCGAUGUUCACCAGUGACGUGCGGGAGGCCAAACAGGAUGAGGUGAAGCUGGAGGGGGUGGACCCAGAUGCAUUGUGGGUCCUGGUGCAAUAUGCUUACACAGGGCGUCUUGAACUCCGGGAGGACACGAUUGAAUCGCUCUUGUCGGCCUCGUGUUUGCUGCAGUUGUCGUCUGUGGUUCAGGCCUGCUGCUCUUUCCUCAUGAAGCAGCUCCAUCCAUCCAACUGUCUGGGGAUCCGCUCCUAUGCUGACGCUCAGGGCUGUCACGACCUCCACAAGGCUGCACAUAACUAUACCAUGGAACACUUUUUGGAGGUGGUGGGGGGGCAGGAGUUUCUGCUGCUGCCUGUGGAGGAGAUGGCGAGACUUCUUACUUCAGAUGACAUAAACGUGCCUGACGAGGAGACUGUGGUGAACUCACUUCUGACCUGGGUCCGUCAUGACAGCUCUAGCCGACAGCGCCAGCUCUCCUCUCUGCUGGCCAACAUCCGGCUGCCUCUGCUUCAGCCACAAUUUUUGGCAGAUUUGGAGUCAAACCCUCUGCUCCGGGACAGCGUGGAGAGUCAGCGUUUGUUGAUGGAAGGGAUGAAGUAUCACCUCCUACCUCAGAGAAGACCUUUGCUGCAAAGCUCCAGAACUCGCCCUCGCAAAGCCACUGUCGGGGCUAUGUUUGCAGUGGGGGGCAUGGAUGCCACAAAAGGUGCAACAAGCAUUGAGCAGUACUGUCUGCGGAGGAACACGUGGAGACAAGUCGCCACUAUGAGUGGUCGCAGACUGCAGUUUGGCGUCGCUGUGUUGGACGGUCGGCUGUAUGUGGUCGGGGGUCGAGACGGACUCAAGACUCUUAACACUGUAGAGUGCUACAACCCUCACAGCAAGACGUGGAGCGUCAUGCCUCCGAUGUCCACUCACAGACACGGCUUAGGUGUAGCUGUCUUAGAAGGCCCCCUGUAUGCUAUUGGAGGUCAUGAUGGCUGGAGCUACUUGAGCACAGUGGAGAGAUGGGAUCCUCAAGCUCGACAAUGGAGCUUUGUUGCAAGUAUGUCUACUCCCCGGAGUACUGUAGGGGUAGCAGUUCUGAAUGGCAAGUUGUAUGCAGUGGGUGGUCGUGACGGUUCGUCCUGUCUGCGCUCAGUUGAAUGCUUUGACCCUCACACCAAUAGGUGGACUACUUGUGCACCCAUGGCUAAACGGCGAGGGGGAGUGGGCGUGGCCACAUGGCACGGUUUUCUUUAUGCCAUAGGUGGCCAUGAUGCUCCUGCUUCAUCUUUGGCCUCAAGACUCAGUGACUGUGUAGAAAGGUAUGAUCCUCAAACUGAUAUGUGGACGGCUGUGGCCCCUAUGAGCAUCAGCAGAGACGCAGUUGGUGUAUGUCUCCUUGGAGACCGGCUCUUUGCUGUUGGUGGCUACGAUGGACAGGUUUACCUAAAUACUGUGGAAGCUUAUGAUCCUCAGACAAACGAAUGGACGCAGGUGGCCCCUCUUUGUCUCGGGAGAGCUGGUGUCUGUGUGGUGACAGUCAAACUCUGA